GACGCGCGGAGCCCGGGAAGAAGCUAGUUGAAGAGGGCUCCUGCGUUUAGCGGACACUUCCGGGAGGCGGGCCUCAGUCUGGUUCCCUGUUGCGCGGUCGCGCAGCUCAGCGCAGCGCAGCAUGGGUGGCGCCCGGGCUGCAGGUUGGGUGGCGGCGGGCCUGGCUCUGGGUGCGGGCGCUGGUUUCUGCCUAUAUCGCCUGGCGCGCGGCCCGCGGCGCAGCAAGCGCGGGCUCCGUUCCUCAGAGUCCGCAGAAGAUUUAACUAAUGGCUCAUAUGAUGAUAUCUUAAAUGCUGAACAACUUCAGAAACUCCUUUACCUGCUGGAGUCAACUGAGGAUCCUGUAAUUACUGAAAGAGCCUUGGUCACUCUGGGUAACAGUGCAGCCUUUUCAGGCAACCAAGCUAUUAUUCGUGAGUUGGGUGGUAUUCCAGUUGUUGGAAAUAAAAUCAACAGUCCAAACCACAGUAUUAAAGAGAAAGCUUUAAAUGCUCUAAAUAACCUGAGUGUGAAUGUUGAAAAUCAAGUUAAGAUAAAGGUAUUCGUCCAUCAAGUCUGUGAGGAUGUCAUGUCUGGUCCCCUGGAUUCUGCCGUGCAGCUGGCCGGGUUGAGACUGUUGACAAACAUGACAGUCACCAACGAGCACCAGCACAUGCUGAGUGGUUAUGCCGCAGACCUGUUCCGUGUGUUACUGACUGGAAAUGGCACCACCAAGGUUCAAGUAUUGAAGCUGCUUGUCAAUUUGUCUGAAAAUCCAGCCAUGACAGAAGGACUUCUCACUGCCCAAGUGGACUCAUCAUUCCUUUCCCUUUUUGAUGGCCACACAGCACAAGAGAUUCUCCUUCGAGUACUUACACUAUUUCAGAAUAUAAAUAACUGCCUCCGGCGGGGAGGCCUUUUAGCUAUUCGGCCUCCCCUCCCUACAGGUUCCUUGUUCUCCCUUUUAUAUGGAGAGGAUUGUGUCCAGAAAAUGAAAGCUUUAGUGUAUCAUCAUGAUGUGGAGGUGAGAGAAAAGGUUCUAACAGUAAUACCAGGCUUCUGACUGGCUGUCUUGUUCCAAGAGUAAUGCAGUCUGCAAGGUAGCGCACGGGAACUUACUGUCUUUUUUAUAAAAGCAUUCUCCCAGCUGCUGAUUUUGAACAUAUUUUAACACAGUACAAGUUGAUCAUCUCAACUUGACAUGAUGCUGAAAGAUUUAAUAUUUGAAGCAUUUCGGAUUUGGGGUUUUUUAAUUGAGGGUGUUCAGCCAAUAAAAGUUUAUGCAUAUAUUCCAAAGUCCCAAAAACUACAAAGUAUAAAACAUUGACCCCCAACAUUUCAAAUAAGGGAUACCCAAUGUAUGUAACUUGCUAGAUCUUCCAGUCCAUGUUAUUGAUACUAAACAAAUAUAAGUUUGGACUGAAAUCUGUUCUGCUAUUUGUCGAAAUACCUAUUGCCUUCACAUGAAGUGGCAGUGACCUUUAUAUAUAGAAGACCCCCUUCUCUUGGAAGUGACUUACAGUGAGUGACUCAUCUGAGAUACCAUUUGUAUGGGACUCUCUCACUGUUCAGAAACUGCCAUAAGAACAGUGUUGCCCUUUAGUAGCAGGGAGGUCCCAAGUUAUAUCCGCCUGCAAAGCUAGCCAUACUGGUUUCAGAAGUCUAUUGUAAUCAUCAGAACCAAUUCUCACCAU
Molecule: messenger RNA, 1673 nt
Organism: Octodon degus (degu)
Lineage: Eukaryota; Metazoa; Chordata; Mammalia; Rodentia; Octodontidae
Gene: Armc10
Product: armadillo repeat containing 10
Exons: 6
Coding region: 122-1042 (306 amino acids)
Biological process (GO): negative regulation of intrinsic apoptotic signaling pathway by p53 class mediator
Cellular component (GO): mitochondrion
Source: RefSeq, a predicted model, not a curated record